GACCACCGUCGUAUUGGAUAGAGAUAGGGGGACACAUCGAUGGGACCGAUGGACUCCGCUUCGGUGAUAGUUUCAAAACGGGCGCGCUUUCAGUCGAUUGUCGCAGUUUGAACGGUUCGGUUGGUAUUUGAAAACGUUCGGUGAAGACGUCUUUAUCGAGGGAAGAAAGAAUGUUGUUUUUUGGAUGCGAAACUACGACGAGGUGAAACGAACGAAAGUUAAUUUAAUUAGGUUCGAAUUACACCGGGUCGCGUUCGUCUUAUUGAGGGAGAAGUCGAUUAGGACUUUGGCUGGUGAAGGUGAAGACGAUUAACAUUUUAAAAAGUGUUUACAAGCUAACAGUAUUGAGCAGUGAAACAAAAAUCGCCUGAAGAUGAAGUGGUUGUUGGUAUUGGCCAUGCAGAUGCUCAUUGGCAGUCUGUUGGCUCUGCAGGAUUCAUCUAAGGAAAACCGAGGAUCUUCAUCACAACAGUACUGCACCGAUUUGAAUCCCCAAACUGGGUUGGACAUCGAACAAAUCAUGGGCCUCUGGUAUGGCAGCGAGGUGAUCACUCACAUCGGCAGCGAAGAAGGUGAAUCGGUCUACGACACUUGUGUGGUGAUUCAUCUGUCCGACAUCACCAAUUCGACAUCAUCCAGUGAGAGCACCCAGCGAGAUAAUGGACCGGAAGUGCGAUUUGGCACAUCGUACGGCUACCCGGGAGACAGAAGCCAAAGCCGUCACGAUACAGACGGCAAUCGGCGUUACCAGGCCCAGCAGCACCAGCAGCAUCAACAGCAGCACCAGUACCAGUACAACUAUCGACAGCAGACAAGCUUUCGCUAUUUGAGGCUGAUUUGGGACGAGAAGGAUCACACGUUGGAGUACACCUUGCGGUUCAAUUCUUCCCGGCCGGGAUUCUGGAUUUCUUCGGCACCGCAGUCCGGUACGAUGAUCCAGUUGCCGUACGUGCAGUUCACCGGGACGGUUCAGGUGCUCAAGGCCAUCAACAACCAGCUGGUGCUGACGUUCUGCCAGAGUGUGCCAGGAGGGCAGCUGUUCUCGGUGGUGCUGACGAGGCAGCCGAUGGGACUGUCCCCAGAGGAAAACCAAAGCAUUCGGAACUUCCUGAGACGAAAGCACCUGUCGACCACUUCGAUGAGGAAAGUCUGCUUCAGCGCAGCUACCAACCAGGCGUCCUUGGGAUUAGCGACAUCGAUCUGGAUCGUUUUGGUUCUGCAAUUUUUCACCAAGAAAAAUUGAACGUCUCAUUUCCGGCAUUCUUAUUUUUAAUCCCUCCAUUUCCAAAAAGCUAACAAGAUAUAUUUAUUUCUACUGUCAGGACUGCUGCGAUUGAUUGUAAUUUAGUCAUUAGGUUUCUUGGAUAGUGUCUAAGUCAAAUGUUAAGCCUAUUUUCUAAAAGUUUAAGUCUGCUGUGCUAACUAUAUUCGAUGACAUAAAGAUCUGAAGAGCAUUUUAGUUUAUAGGACGUAGGGUUCGAGUUCAUCUAUGUCAUAACCGCAGUCAUUAGCUGGAGUCGUAAGAGCAAUUAAACAUACAAUAUAAACCGUGUAAGAAUCAUAAAUAAAAAGUCGUUCCGUGAACUACUCAA
Aedes aegypti (yellow fever mosquito) is the source of this 1592-nucleotide messenger RNA. RefSeq lists its product as uncharacterized. The transcript is spliced from 4 exons. The record is from RefSeq and is a predicted model, not a curated record. The coding region runs from base 374 to 1243 and encodes 289 amino acids. Lineage: Eukaryota; Metazoa; Arthropoda; Insecta; Diptera; Culicidae.